AUGGAUACUGAUGCAGCUUUGAAACUCUUGGUUAGCAGUCCUAUAACUCCUCAAAUGAUUGCUCACGUCGCUCGAAAAGCUGCUGAAGUAAUCCCAUGCGACCCGCCACCAACUAGUCAACAGCAAGCCUCUCAGUUGGCAAAUAUAGCACGAGCUCUUGGUGAUGAUAAUCAACCUUUACCCCCUUUGAUAACAUUUAUACACCGAUUAGUAGUAAAAUCGAAU
Racocetra fulgida is the source of this 225-nucleotide messenger RNA. Lineage: Eukaryota; Fungi; Glomeromycota; Glomeromycetes; Diversisporales; Gigasporaceae. The record is from the annotation of a GenBank genome assembly.